This is a messenger RNA of Pediculus humanus corporis (human body louse), 2040 nucleotides long. Its product is annotated as kif-3, putative. Lineage: Eukaryota; Metazoa; Arthropoda; Insecta; Psocodea; Pediculidae. Gene Ontology annotation, biological process: microtubule-based movement. Gene Ontology annotation, molecular function: microtubule binding; ATP binding; microtubule motor activity. The record is from RefSeq and is a predicted model, not a curated record. The transcript is spliced from 10 exons. Bases 1 to 2040 code for a protein of 679 amino acids.
AUGGGAAAUGAUGGAAUCGAGAGGGGAGAUUCAAAAUGUCGCGAAGGAUGCGAAAUAGAAAAUGUUAAAGUCGUUUUAAGAGUUCGACCAUUGAAUGAAUUCGAAGUGACUUCUGGUUAUCGGGAAAUAGUCAAAGCUGACAGAGUAAGCAAUACGGUAUCGGUAACAAAUCCAAAAUCUACAACCGAAGAAUUACCAAAAGUAUUUACAUUCGAUGCCGUUUUCGGUACGGAAUCAACGCAAGUCGAAGUUUAUAACGAAACGGCACGACCGAUAGUUGAAAAAGUACUCGCGGGUUAUAAUGGUACAAUAUUUGCAUACGGACAAACGGGUACCGGUAAAACGUACACGAUGGAAGGAAUCAAUUCGAAACCAGAAUUAAGAGGUAUCAUUCCAAAUUCGUUUGCACACAUAUUUGGUUUUAUAGCCAAAGCAGAAGAUAAUAUGAAGUUUUUAGUUAGGGUAUCUUAUUUGGAAAUAUAUAAUGAAGAAGUUAGAGAUUUGUUAAUAAAAGAUGUUAAUAAUUGUCUCGAAGUUAAAGAAAGACCUGAUAUAGGUGUUUAUGUUAAAGAUUUAUCAAGUUAUGUUGUUAAUAAUGCAGACGAUAUGGAAUCGAUUAUGGAUUUGGGGAGUAAAAACAGAAUCAUCGGAUCGACUGCUAUGAAUAAGGAAAGUUCUAGAUCUCAUGCAAUUUUUACAAUCACCGUAGAAUCGAGUAAAGAUGAUGGCGAUGGUUGCACACAUUUAAAAAUGGGAAAAUUACAUUUAGUCGAUCUUGCUGGUUCAGAAAGGCAAAGUAAAACCGGUUCAGUCGGUAUAAGACUUAAAGAAGCGACUAAAAUAAAUUUAUCAUUGUCGACACUUGGUAAUGUGAUAUCAGCUUUAGUAGAUGGUAAAAGCACACACAUUCCAUAUAGGAAUUCUAAAUUGACAAGACUUUUGCAAGAUUCACUUGGUGGAAAUUCAAAAACCGUCAUGUGUGCAAAUAUCGGUCCGGCUAAUUAUAAUUACGACGAAACUAUAAGUACUCUGAGGUAUGCGACGAGAGCAAAAAGUAUUAAGAAUCGUGCGAAAAUUAACGAAGAUCCUAAAGAUGCUCUACUACGACAAUUUCAAAACGAAAUAGAAGAAUUGAAAAAAAAAUUGGAAGGUUGCGACGAUGCCAUAUCUAGCGGUUCAGAAGAAGAGGAAGAAGUCGAUGACGAUGAUGGCAGCGAUGGAACGCAAGAUGAAAAAGCAGAAAAAGAAGAUUCGGAAAAGCAGAAGAAAAAAGAAAUGGAAAAUGAAAAACGACAAGCGUUGGUGGAAAAGAAAAAAUUAGAAAUAUUAAAAGCACAGCAAUUGAAAAGCAAUUUAAAAGAAAAAUUAGAAAGUUUAGAAAAGAAAGUAUUGUUGGGCGGUGAAAAUUUAUUGGAAAAAGCAGAAGCACAAGAGAAAUUGUUGGAAACGUCUGCUAACGAACUCGAACAACGUCGAAAAGAAGAAGCGCAAUUGAAACAAGCAUUGCAAGAAAAAGAAGCUGAAAGAAUCGACAUUGAAGAAAGGUAUUCGUCACUACAAGAAGAAGCAUCUGGAAAAACGAAAAAGUUGAAAAAAAUAAGUCAAAUGUUGAUGUUGGUCAAAGCCGAGUGUAACGAUUUGAAUCAGGAACAUCAAAGGGAAAAAGAAGGUUUAUGGGAUGGCAUAAGAGCAUUAAAUAGAGAAAUACAAUUACACGAUUUGAUAUUGAACAGUUAUAUACCGUUGGAAUAUCAAGCCAUGAUAGAGAGAUACGUACAAUGGAACGAAGAUAUCGGAGAAUGGCAAUUGAAAUGUAUCGCAUAUACCGGAAACAAUAUGAAAAAACAACAGGCUCUUACAACGUCCAUUCACGGUCACGAGUCUCAUCAACCGGAUUUAUCACACGUUUACCUUUCCUACAAUUCCGAACACAUAUUUAAUUCUGCUAAACAGAUAAGGAGACCGAAAACGUGUCACACAAUAGCGAGACCAUUUUCGGCUGUACCGAGACCGAAAUCUUUGAGACCCGCCAUAAAAUGA